Molecule: messenger RNA, 1812 nt
Organism: Rotaria socialis
Lineage: Eukaryota; Metazoa; Rotifera; Eurotatoria; Philodinida; Philodinidae
Source: the annotation of a GenBank genome assembly
AUGUCAUCAACCUUGCGGCUUUGUCUACAAUCGUUUCCUAUUAAAAGAAUUUCCAGUAUGCGAUGGAGUUCUACCACUACUUCAGCCGGAUCACCACGUAGACUAACGACACACUAUACAAUUCAUCCGAGAGAUAAGGAUGAAAGAUGGAAAGAUAUUAACAUGGAACGUUAUGCAGAAGAAUACGAUGUAGCAAUUGUUGGUGCUGCAAUACAAUUAAAACAAUUAUCGAAAUCGAAGAAAAGAGAAGUUCGCGUAUGUGUUAUUGAAAAAGCGUCAACUAUCGGUGCUCAUAUUUUGUCCGGUGCUUGUAUUGAAACGCGAGCACUCGACGAGCUGAUACAUGAUUGGAAAAUAAAAGGCGCUCCAUUGAAUAAUCCCAUUGUAAAAGAUCAAUUUUAUUUUCUUACAGAAAACUCAGCAAUGUCCAUUCCGAUUCCAAAAGGUCUUCCUAUGUAUAACCAUGGCAAUCACAUCGUGAGCCUAGGUAAAUUAGUUACAUGGCUUGGCCAACAAGCAGAAUCGGUUGGUGUAGAAUUAUAUCCAGCGACAGCUGCCAGUGAAAUUUUAUUUCAUGAUGAUGGUAGUAUUAAAGGCCUUGGAACAAAUGAUGUUGGCAUUGCAAAAGAUGGUUCACCGAAAUGUUCAUUUGCACGUGGAAUGGAAUUACAUGCAAAAUGCACAAUAUUUGCCGAAGGAUGCCAUGGUCAUCUAACUAAACAACUUUGCAAACGAUUUAACUUAAGAAAAGAUUCGACACCGCAAACGUACGGCAUUGGAUUAAAAGAAAUAUGGGAAGUUGAUAAACGAAAACAUCAACCAGGACUUGUUGUGCAUACCGCUGGCUGGCCUUUGGACAUGAAUACAUAUGGUGGAUCUUUUAUGUAUCAUGCAUUAGACAACGAUCAACCAUUAGUGCACGUUGGAUAUGUUAUUGGCCUCAACUAUGAAAAUCCAUAUAUAAAUCCUUACCAAGAAUUUCAACGUUUUAAAACUCAUCCAAAAAUUCGAUCGAUAUUUGAAAAUGGAAAACGUGUUAGUUACGGUGCUCGUGCAUUAAAUGAAGGUGGUUUUCAGGCUAUUCCGAAACUAUCAUUUCCUGGUGGUUGUUUAAUCGGAUGUAGCGCAGGCUUUUUAAAUACGCCGAAAAUAAAAGGUGCUCAUACUGCUAUGAAAUCAGGAAUGAUUGCUGCAGAAAGUAUUUUUAAAUUACUAUCAAAACCAGCAAAGGAACACACGAGGAAAGGUCUAGAACCAAGUGACUACGAACUUCGAAUAAAAAAUAGUUGGCUUUGGGAAGAAUUAUACAAUGUACGCAACUUCCGUCCUUCAUUCGCUACACCAUUAGGCAUAUUCGGCGGUAUUAUUUACACAGCACUUUAUUUUUUUCCAUUUCGUGGCCGCGAACCAUUUACACUUCGAAAUCGAAAAUCUGAUCAUGCUACUUUGAAAAAAGCAAAAGAUUGUACGCCUAUACAAUAUCCAAAACCAGAUAAUAAAAUAUCGUUUGAUCUGCUAUCGAGUGUUGCAUUAACAAAUACAAAUCAUGAUCAUGACCAACCUUCACAUUUGACUUUAAAGAAUGAUAGUAUUCCAACAUCUAUUAAUCUACGUGUUUACGAUGGACCUGAACAACGUUAUUGUCCAGCCGGUGUUUAUGAAUUUGUAGAAAAUGAAUUUGGCGAACGGGAAUUACAAAUAAAUGCUCAGAAUUGUAUUCAUUGUAAAACCUGUGACAUCAAAGAUCCACAACAAAAUAUUAAUUGGGUAACACCGCAAGGUGGUGAAGGCCCGGCUUAUAACGGCAUGUGA